Sitodiplosis mosellana (orange wheat blossom midge) is the source of this 1326-nucleotide messenger RNA. Its product is annotated as zinc finger CCCH domain-containing protein 15 homolog. The record is from RefSeq and is a predicted model, not a curated record. Gene Ontology annotation, cellular component: cytosol. The coding region runs from base 1 to 1200 and encodes 399 amino acids. The transcript has 7 exons. Gene Ontology annotation, biological process: cytoplasmic translation. Gene Ontology annotation, molecular function: mRNA binding; metal ion binding. NCBI's taxonomy places the organism in Eukaryota, Metazoa, Arthropoda, Insecta, Diptera, Cecidomyiidae.
AUGAUACCAUUGUUGAUGACUUUUGCAACCACCUCAACUGCAUCACUGAUACCGAAUCACAGUAUUUCAUCAAUACUGAAUCGUUCUGUCACCGCAACACUUGCUUUGCCAAUCCAUCCGAACCCUGUCUUGUAUCAGACUGCCGCUGGUGCAAGUAAAAAGACCGAAGCUAAAAAGAAGGACAAAAUCAUUGAGGAUGAAACGUUCGGUUUGAAAAAUAAGAAAGGUGCAAAAACACAAAAGUUCGUCCAACAAGUAGGAAAGCAAGUGAAAAGUGGUGAGCAGCAUCCACUGCUCCCAACCAGUAAAAAAGAUGAGAUGGAGAAGAAAUUGCAAGAGCAAAAGGAAAUGAACGCCUUGUUUAGUCUUUACAGACCGGUUCAAACACAAAAUGUCAAAAAAGGUACUGAUCCAAAGUCAGUGGUGUGUACCUUUUUCAAAGAUGCUAAUUGUGGAAAGGGUGGAAAAUGUAAAUACUCGCAUGACUUGAGCGUGGAACGUAAUUGGGGUGGUGAUAGUAGUGAUUUCGGUGAUUCGGCGAUGACAGAUCAAAACGCAAAAGAUCAGUCAAAGCGGCCCAAGCUAAACUUUCCUCCGUCCAGUGAAUUUUCGGGCAAUCAAGGCUAUGCAUCAACCCAUGAAAAUUCAACGCCCAACGACAUUCUUGCCCCCCACACAAACUAUCAAAAGUUCGAUAUUGAAUGCAAUAAUGCAGCGUCCAGCUCUUGCACAAAUAAUUUAUCAAACCAAACGAAUACGUAUCAGUAUACACAGCCACAGUCGUACAAUCAUCAACCGCAACAGCAACAGCCUCAAAGUGCAUUUGAUCCGAUCGAUUCGACCAAUUAUUUCCAAGCGCCAGUGUCGUUACCCAGCUACAAAUCAUCACAUUCCAAUGAAAUUAUGUCAAAAAAUCACAGAGCGAGUUCACGGCAAUCAUUUUUGCAUCCUUUUAAGAACCACCAUCACCAAAUUAUUUGCAAGUACUUUUUGUAUGCUGUAGAAAAAUCGAAAUACGGAUGUUUGGCGUGGAAAAAGCGAAAAAUCCAAGAAAAGAAAGAUUUACAAGCUAAGGAAGAAGAACAGAAACGAAAAGACUACAAAUCUGGCAAACAAUUCGGUUUCUCCGGUCGUGAAAUGUUCAGCUUCAAAACUCCAAUCAAUAAAAUCGAUAUCAUUUUAUCAAAUGUUAAACUCUAGCAAUUUCAAUGGAGUAUUUAGUUUUAUUCGGAUUAUUUGAUUGCGAUUUAGUUUAAAAUUUUCAACUGUUUUAAAUCGGUUUUAAAUGAUAUUUUGUUGUACUGAAUACAUGCACAUAUGACUCCC